Messenger RNA from Hydra vulgaris (swiftwater hydra), 2504 nucleotides. RefSeq names its product myb-like protein X. NCBI's taxonomy places the organism in Eukaryota, Metazoa, Cnidaria, Hydrozoa, Anthoathecata, Hydridae. The record is from RefSeq and is a predicted model, not a curated record.
AUGUCAUGCAAAAAAGGUGGCUUUGUUUGUAAAAAACAUGAUAACAUCAUAGAUUUAUUAACUGUUUGCCUAAAUAAAUUUUGUACUAAUGUUCAAGCGGAGCCGCAUUUAAUUCCAUUGACAAAUGAAAAAUUUAAUUUCAAAACUGCCAAUACCAACGACGAAGCUAGAUUGGAUAUAAAAGCAAAAGGGUUUUGGAGAAAAGGAGAAACUGCAUUUUUUGAUGUUAGAGUUAGAGAUGCCAUUCAUUAUUUUAAGCCAGUUCGUUUGAAAGCCACAAGGCGUUCUUACACUCGUUUGAUGCAUGAUUUUAUUUCAACGAAUUGGCAUGCAAAACACUUCAACCAAGGUGUGAGACUUGCAAAAAUGAAUGGAUUCCUUGUGGUGACUCUUUUUGCUCUUGCAAGAUGCGCAACAAGAAACAGUAACGAUAAAAUUGUAGACGAGUUAAAAAACCAGUAUGAAUCAAACGUAAACGAAGCCACAUUAUUGCCAAUUCCUAUAAAUAGCAACUUUUUGGAAACAGAUCUAAUGGCUGUAGCGUCAGCACCUUACAUUUCAACAAGAAGCAAGAGAAGUAAACAAGCAGUAAAAGUGACAGAAUUUACAGACCUCAUGGAACCAAGUUUUUCGAACGAGCAAGUAAACGAACUUAACGCCAAGGCAACCUCUGCUCUUAAAGUGAAGAGGAUUACAGAAAAACCGGAUAACUCUCAGAAAAAGAUUUUUAGUUUUAAAAAUACUAAAGGAGAAAUCAAUUCAAUUUUUUCACAAAUUGAGUCUGCAAAAAGAAACAAACUAACAAGGAGUGAUAUCCGAAAAUUAGCAAAAAAAGCGCUGGCGCUGGCAACAUUACAAAAAGUUAAAGAAAAACAAGCAAAUAGAAAAAAAAGUGGAUUAACUGAAGGGAUAAAAAAUUUACCGAAAAAAAACAAAAACGAUAAAAAAAUAACAAUAAAGAAGAAGAAUUUGAAAAAAGGUUCAAAAGGUCGAAAGAAAAAGCCUGAAUCCAGAAGCAAACCUAAAGAUAAACUAAAUAUUAGUACAAAAAAAACAAAUAUAAUUGAAUUAAAUGAAAUUUCGAGCCUAAAUAGCGAACUAAGUGAUACGCUGACUAACGCAAAAAACAGCCACUUACAAAAAAAUGCAGAAAUAAGUGACAGUAAGAUGGCGGAUAGUAUAGAGAAAAACAAAGAGGAUACAAAAGAAAGUUACAAAAUGCAAAAAGAAGAUAGUAACGAUGAGUUAAUGAAGAACCAAAUUUUAGAUACAUCAGAUAAAGAAAUCGAAAGUCACGUCCCUGAGACAGCUGGCAUUAUUCCAGAAACAAUUAAUUCUUCCAAAAAGUCGGAGUUCUCAGAAGAUUUAAAGAAAUCAACUAAGAAUGAUCAAAGCGAAUUUAAAGAUCAAUCGGUAGAAAUUUUGAACUAUAAAAAUACAAGUUCCUCCGAAAUGACCUCCCCUGUAUUUACUAUUACAAAUGUAAACCAAGAAAACCAUUCUAACGCAAACUUCACUUACGAUGAAAAAAAAUCAACUAUUGAGAAACCUAAAAUUGUUAACGAAGAUGACGCCAAUCUAUCAGAAAAAAGAAGCAGUAUAGAUCAAACGCAUUUAUUAAAAAAUAACACGACUGUAGAAACGCCCCCAACUCAAGAAAUAAAACUAGAUGAGAUAAAAUCAUCUCUUCAACAUUCUAUAAGUUUAGAGCAUAUUGUAGAUUCAGAUAUGGCAAAGUUCAUUAAAAAAAGUGAACCACCUGAAGCCCUGGAAGAAAAAAUCGACUCAUUGAAAUCUGUGCUACUGAAAGCUAAUGAUAACAAAGUACCGGACCGUUUUUUGGUCGAUCUUCCUGCUGGUCUAAGAAUGAUUGCAUGGAAAGAGCUCAUUAAAAAGAAAAAAGACGAAUUAGAGAAACUAGAAGCGAUGGACCGAAAAAAAGUGUCAAAACCUGUCACCAUUGAUAUAGAUAUAAAUCAAGACAAAAUAGACGAUAAUACAGUAUCAGCACUUUUUAAAGUUUCAACCGAAUCUAUUAACAAUGAUGCAACUAAGAAUUUUGAAACAUCCAAUAUUAAUAAUUUAAGUACAGUUAAAAAACAAGACGAAAAACAAUUAAUAAAACCGGAUGAAAACUCUGAAGAGAAAGAUGACAAUUUAAGCAGCCGCCACGUUAAGUAUUUAAAAAAGCAUAUAAAAAGUGCUCGAUCUCUUAGGAAGCUUAUUGCAAAAACCCUAGUCGGACAUUGCAAAUCAACAGGCAAACGCAUUCUUGAAGCCUUUGUGGCCAUGGACAAGGCACUUGAACGGGCGCAAGCAAUUGCCGAAGUUAUUGGUCAAAAAUUUCAUGUUAAUACCGAUUUAAUCAGCAAUCUUGUCGAUGACAAAGAGGAUGAAGUGGUUGAAACAUUCCUCAGAGAUAUAUUCACAAAGCUAGAUAAAUAGAAUAAGGCAUCACAAUUACUUGCGCAAAUAUUUGCUAAACCGCCAUUAAUUUGCUAAAA